UAUGGACUAUCUUUCUACAGUGAACAUCACUAGGUGGGUUAAAUAGAAAGCAGAAUAGCCCAACAUGCUGAAAAUGGAAAAGCAGGAAAGAUUUGAAAAAUGCCAAGUAUACCAGCAUUUUCAAUGAAAAACAAAAAGCUGUUAAAAGAUACAUCCUAAUAUUGUAAAAUUUUGGAUCCUUAAAAUUUUUUUUUACCAACUUUCAUGAAAUAUACAGCAGAGGUUAGCAACUUGUGUUAAAAUUAUAUACCUUUUAUCCAAGAAAGCAGUUUAAACAUAACUUCAAAAAAUUCCCGACAAUACUUCUAAGGUGGUAGAGUCCUCAUUUUGGACAACCAGGAUAGAUUUGCUGACAUGCACAUAGUGAAUGUUUUUUAGCCCUAUGUUGUGUAUGUUCUUCCAAAAAAUAUUUGGUUCCGCAAUAUACAUAACAACCUAGAUGCCAUCCAAGAGGAUGUAUCAAAAGUAUCUUAACAAGAGAUACUUUAUACCUAUAGUUCCAUGUUCCAAGAAUCUUUAUAUUAAAGAUCUUGUCAAAUUGAUUCUUAAUACUGGUUCUUUGAAAGAGACAAUUGUACUUUCAGCCAGGAAAUGCUCAUACUUGUUAAACUGAAUUAGCUGGCUCAAGACUAUGUACAUGACUGUGACAGAAAAGUAAACUCCCUAAUUGGCCAGCUACAAGAAUUAGAGUUACAUUAUUUUACUAUCUUAAAAUUAUUUUCUCAUUAUUGGAGAACAUAAUGUUUGCCAUUCUCAUUCAAGUAUAACUGAUGUAUGAGAAGAAAAAUAAAGGCGAAAAAAACCCCAAAAAAAUUAUUAGUUCUCCUCCAUUAUUACCCUAUAUACCCAUUCUGUUACUGCAGUCGCUUAAGGCAAUAAUAUACUUCGUUCCUGGAAGGCUGAGCUAAAACAAAUCAGAUUAAAGCACACUUCCUACAGCUAGGGUAGAAGCUAUUUUUAUUCUGUUCUUCCAGUUCACCCAGAACAAUAGGUUGGAGCCAUCUGGGCCCCGACUGGGUCUCCAGCCCUCUAGGUAAAAUGAGAGAAGCUAGGUCAUACUGCCUAGUCCUUCAAAUGCGCCAGAGAUCCAAAAAAGAAGUCCUGACCAUGACUGCCACUUUUCUAGUUUUUAGUCAACUAAAUAUUGCUCUCUCAGAAACACAAACUUUGGGAGUAAUUAAGCUACAUCAGUCAAAAGAAUUAAAACAAGAAAAAGCACAUGGUUUCAAUCAAACCAAAAGAUAUGUAUGUGCAUGGCAUAUCUGAUGUCCUGAUACAAAAACAGUCUAAACUAUGCUAUGAUGUAGAAAGAAGAAAAAGGCACAUAAUAGGCGGGGCGCCGUUCACACGAGAGUCGGUUGGUUCCUGUAUCCCUGUCCCCGCCUUCCCUCGCCGUCAUGUCGAUAUUCCUGGUGAACACCAACGUGCCCCGCGCCUCUGUGCCGGACGGGCUCCUCUCCGAUCUCACCCAGCAGCUGGCGCAGGCAGGCCACGGGCAAGCCGGCGCUGUACAUCGCGGUGCACGUGGUCCCGGACCAGCUCCUGGCUUUCGGGGGCUCCAGCGAGCCGUGCGCGCUCUGCAGCCUGCACAGCAUCGCCAAGAUCGGCGGCGCGCAGAACCGUUCCGACAGCAAGCUGCUGUGACGCCUGCGCGUCAGCCCGGGCAGGAUCUACAUCAACUACUACGAUAUGAACGCGGCCAACGUGGGCUGGAACGGCUCCACCUUCGUCUGCACGUCGCGCUCCGGAGUCCCCUGCCCCAGGCCCGCAGCCCGCACGCGGUUUUCUGCCCGCCCCGCCCCCAGCGACCCCACCUCCCGGGACGGAGAAAUAAACGAAUGAAGAUAAUGGGGAGAGCAACCAUGACAAAGAAUUUGACAUACAACAGAGCUGACAACUUCCACACAUAUGCAGAAAUGCCUUUUAUUAUGUUAAAAAUAUUCCUUAAUGAGCCAGCAAUUAUUUAUGUGAAGAGUCCAGAAAACAGACUUAUGACAGUAUUAGCCUUGUCCUUGAUUAGACAUUUAUGAAUUUAUACAGAAAACAUUAUUCC
This is a messenger RNA of Aethalodelphis obliquidens (Pacific white-sided dolphin), 2053 nucleotides long. RefSeq lists its product as uncharacterized. The coding region runs from base 1398 to 2030 and encodes 210 amino acids. The record is from RefSeq and is a predicted model, not a curated record. Lineage: Eukaryota; Metazoa; Chordata; Mammalia; Artiodactyla; Delphinidae. The transcript has 2 exons.